AUGUCAGUACCUUUACAUUCACUGCGAUUCAAUAACAUGCGGAGGGAAGAAAACGUUGACCUCCAAAGUGGGGGUAUGAGCUUCUCUAGGCCAAUGACAGAGACCAGGGCAGAAGAGCAAAUUCCUCAUUCUCAUGCACAGUUGCCUAUAACCUCAAAUUCAGCCUCAGACCCCGGCGGAACAACCACACAACUGAUGGCAUCCCCAGCCUUUGACCCCAUAUCUGCAUCUAUGAUGGGAGCGGCAAACGCUGAAGUAGAGUCUCCACCACCCAUACCAGCGUCAGACUCUGGGACACUGUCCCCAUUGCUAAUGCCAGCCUCAGAUUCUGGAAUAUUGUCCCCACUGCUAAUGCCAGCCUCGGACCCUGGGACACUGUCCCCAUUGCUAAUGCCAGCCUCAGAUUCUGGAACAUUGUCCCCAUUGCUGUCCACUUCAGAGUAUGGGUUAAUGUCCCCAGGAAUGAUGACAAUGCCUGACUUUGGAACAAUGUCCACAGCACUACUGGCAGCAACAGAUUCUGCAGAGGAAUCACCAUUGGCAAUGCCGGCUGCAUCCUCUGGAGUGAUGUCUACACCUGCAAUGAGCACUUCAUCCUCUGAGGCCAUGUCUGCACCAUUAAUGCUGGCCCCAGAUCCUGGAGAGCUAUCCCCACUCCUCCUUCCAGAUAUAAACCCUGGAGAGAUGUCCAUACAGCCAAUGCCAGCUUCAGGCUCUGAAGCAAUGUCCCCAUUGCAAAUUACAGAUGAAGACACUGAGGCAAUGUCCAAAGUGCUGAUGACUGCCCUUGUCUCUGGAGAGAUCUCUUCACUGCUCAUGUCAGGAACAGACAGUGAAGCGAUAUCCUCCCUGAUAAUGUCGGCCCUAGCUUCUGGAGAAACAUCAUCUCAGCCAGUGAGCAACCACGACGCUGGGGGACUGUCUACCCAGCUCAUGUCAGGCCCAGACUCUGCAAUACUGUCCUCACUGCUAAUGUCAGCUCCGGACUCUGGAGCAAUGUCCUCACCACUGCUGUCAGUUGCAGAGGGUGAAGAAAUGUCUAUGUUACCAAAGUCAGCCUCAGAUGCUGAAGCAGUGUCCCCGCUGUUGAUGAUGGCCCUAGCCUCUGGAAUGAUACCUAGCCAAAUGAUGCCAGUCCCGGGCUCUGGACUGAUGUCUCCACAGUUAACACAGCAACCAGACACUGAAAUUGUGUCUCCUCUACCAAUGAGUGCAACAGCAUCCGGGGUGAUGGCCACACCACCAAUGAGAGCAUCCGACUCUGCAGCAAUGUCUGCACCACUGGUGAGAGCCCCAGCAUCCGGAAAUAUGUCCACAUCACCAAAGACUGUCCUAACUUCUGGAAGCAUGUCCACCCCACCGAUGACAGUCACAAGCUCUGUGGCCAUGGCCAUGGAACAAGUGCCAACCACAGCCUCUGGAGUGAUGUCCACACAGCUACCAAUGGCCCAAACUUCUGGAGCAAUUCCCACAAGCUUUAUGAAGGCCACAGCCAAAGGAGCAAAGUCUACACAGAGGAUGAGAGCUCCAACCUCUGGGAUGAUGUCCGCACCACUAAGGAGAGCCUCAGCUUCUGGAGUGAUGUCUGGGCAGCCAGGAACAGCCACAGCCUCUGAAACAAUGUCCAUGCCACAACUGACAGCCCCAGCUUCUGGAUCAAUCUCCACACUGCAAAUGGUAGGUCCUGUUUCUGGAUCAAUGUGCAUGUCACAAAUGAGGACCACAGUCUCAGGCUUGACAUCUACACCACAAAUGAAAGCCAUGGCAUCUGGGGCAAUAUCCACCCCGCUAAUGACAGCCAAGGCUUCAGGAUCAUCAUCCACACUGCUAAUGAGAGCUCCGGCCUCUGGAGCAUUAUCCAAGCCACUGAUGACACCCAAAGCGUCUGGAGCAAUGUUCAUGCAGCAACUGUCAACAGCGGCUUCUGGAGCAAUGUCCACAUCGCUACUUGGAGCUCUAUCCCCACCCCAAACGACAGACACAGCCUCUGGAGGGAUGCCAACACUGCUAAUGGGAGCCACUUCCUCAGAAGUGAUGUCCACAUCACAGAUGACAGGCAUAGCCUUGGGGGCAAUGUCCAUGCCAGAAAUGAAAGCUCCAAGCCCUGGAGCAAUGACCACAUCACUAAAGAGGGCCCCAGCCUCUGGAAAGAUGUCAAGUCAGCCAGUAGGCACCCAAGACUCUGGAGGGAUGUCCACAUCACUUGUGAGACCCAUGAGCUCUGGAGGGAUGCCCAUGAGAGCCCCAGCUUCUGUUGUGAUGUCCACAUCAACAGGGAGAGCCCCGUCCUCUGGAGCAAUGUCCACAGUGCUAAUGAGAGCCUCAGACUCUGGAGAGUUGUCUGCACUGCUCACGAGAACUUCAACAUCGGGAGAGAUGUCCCUGCCACCAAUGAGGCCCUCAGUGUCCAGAGACAUAGCUACACCUCUGAGAUCCCCACCUUAUGGAGCAACAUCUGCUCCACAAAUGAUGACGUCCCUGCCACAAAUGAAGGCUCCAGUCUCUGGAGCAAUGUCUGCACAGCUAAUGAGAUCCACAGCCUCUGGAACUCUGUCUUUGCCUCACACGACCUCCAUGGCCUCUGGAGGGAUAACUGCACCACCCACGAGAACCCCAGCCUCCAGAGGGCUGUCCACACCAAAACUGCUACCCAUAGCUUCGGAAGACACAUGCGUGCUCCCAAUGGCCACACCGCUAAGGAGCCCCUCAGUUUCUGAAGCUGUGUCCAUGGAAUUAACAAGAGCUUCAGCCUCUGGAAGGAUGUCCACUCCACAGAUGACAGCCAUGGUCUCUGGGGGAAUGUCCCAGCCAUUAAUGAGGGCCACAGCCUCUGGAACAGCAUCCAUGCCUUUGAUGUCAGCCACAGCUUCUGGAGAGAUGUCUGUGUCGCUGAUGAAAACCAUGGCCUCUGGAGCAACAUCCACACCGCAGACCAGAGCCCCAAGCUCUAGAUCUUUGUCUUUGCCACAAACAACAUACAUAGCUUCUGGGGGAAUGGCCACACCACCAAUGACAGCCUUAGAUUCUGGAGAAAUGUCCACACCUCUUUUGAGAGCCUCAGCUUCUGGAUCCAUGUCCACACCACUACUGAGAACCAUUGCUCCUGUAGGGAUACCCACGCUGCUCUCGAGGGCCCCAACCUCUGGAGCAAUGACAACACCUCAAACAGCCUUAGGAAUGACGUCCACCUCCAAAACCAAAGCCGCAGACUCUGGAGAGGUCUUUACCCCUCACGUCAAUGUCACAGCCUCUGGAUCAGAGCCCAUGCCACACAUGACCGCCACAGCCCCUGAAGCAACAAAUGCGCAACCCAAGGAAGUACCAUCCUUUGGAAUGUUGACUCCAGCACUCUGCUACCUCUUAGAAGAGCAGGAAGCAGCCCGAGGUUCAUGCUCCGAGGAGGAAGAGAUGGAGGUUGAUGAGGAGAAGCAAAUGAAGGGAUUUCUGGAUGAUUCGGAGAAAAUGGCGUUUCUGGUGUCUCUUCAUCUGGGGGCAGCAGAGAGAUGGUCCAUCUUGCAGAUGGAGGUAGGAAACCCCCUCUCAGAUGAGACCCAAACUUUCCUGAGCAGGUCCCAGGGUCUAUAUGACUCCCUAUCUGAGAUAGACAUCCUCAGUGCUGUCCUCUGCCAUCCCAAGCAGGGCCAGAAGUCAGUCAGGCAGUAUGCCACUGACUUCCUGCUGCUGGCCCGCCACUUAUCUUGGUCUGAUGCCAUUCUGCGGACCAGGUUUCUGGAAGGCCUCUCGGAAGCUGUUACCACCAAAAUGGGUCGGAUCUUCCUGAAGGUGGCCGGCAGCCUAAAGGAGCUGAUAGACAGGUCUCUGUACACUGAGUGCCAGCUGGCUGAAGAGAAGGAUUCCCCGGGCAACUUGAGCCAGGUUCUGCCGACAGCCUGUAAGCGAAAUAACGAGGAGGCCAUGGGGAAUGAACUGAACUCUCAGCAGCAGACUGAAGAGCACCAGCAUGUUUCCAAACGCUGUUACUACCUGAAAGAGCAUGGUGACCCUCAAGAGGGUCUUCAUGACCACCUUCGCCAGAGCACAGGCCAUCAGAAGGCCCCCACUAACAAGUAAUGCUCCCCGGACUCUUCGAUGAUAUCUGACUUGGCUGCUAACCUGAGGACUGUUUCCUGGACCCAUUACAUUCAACUGCAUCCUAAGCCUUGUUGCCUUCAUCCACGAGCCCCAACUCCAGGCACAUCCCACCCUGUCUCCCACUUGGUCAACUUGACCUUCUUUUUCACCCACAUGCCUGUGACCUGCCUGGACAGUCAGAGUGUGGACUAUAAGAGCAUAUGGUAUGUGAGGUUCUGAGCGCUCAUCACCAUCAAGGCCAUUCCUAGUUCUUGGUCCAGGGAGAAGUCCAGGCAGGAGAAAUCAUGUCCUACCUCAAAAACACUUUAGAGUAUCUUGCCAUGUGUCAUCAGGCAAACUUGAGGGGGCCCUGGCCCCAUUUCACCUGGAAGGACAGCCUAUAAGGUGAAUGAUGUCCAAUCCUAUACCACCCUUUUAACCCAGGGGAUUUGCCCUUACGUCCCACCUUGUAGCACCUAAAAUGGGUCUCUGGGGCCCUUGCCCAAUUUAUUGUCUCCAUCCCAAACCACUUGU
Messenger RNA from Lepus europaeus (European hare), 4605 nucleotides. It is a transcript of the gene RTL9, whose product is annotated as retrotransposon Gag like 9. Bases 1 to 4071 code for a protein of 1356 amino acids. The transcript has 2 exons. The record is from RefSeq and is a predicted model, not a curated record. NCBI's taxonomy places the organism in Eukaryota, Metazoa, Chordata, Mammalia, Lagomorpha, Leporidae.